UACAAGUGUUAUAACCACCAACAGUCCAUCAGUGAACAACGCCUAUCCAUCUUGUUAAUCUUGUGCAUUGACACGAGGUUUGAUAUGGAGAUGUGUUUCAGAAUAUCUCUGAUGUUUCUGCUCAUGACUGCUGAUGUUAAUGGUCAGCAGGAUUGGGUGAAUUACAGCCCUUCAAAUGUUUGUGCGUUAAGAGGAUCAACAGUGAGAAUAUCUUGUACUUUAAAACAACCUCAUGAUAGCGUCACAGCAGCCAUCUGGACCAAAUCAGAAUAUACAGCACAUAACCUGUGCCCAGACACAAAUAACAGAGGAAAGAUUCAGUGUGUUUACAGUAAAUCUAAAGACACUAUCAGCAUCACUUUGACACAAGUGACAGAAGCUGAUAAAAACAUCUACUACUGCAGAUUUACAACAAACUGUGGAUUCAACUGUGGAUACAAUGACUGGACAGGGACUCCUGGAGUUCAGCUUGAUGUCACAGACCUGCAGGUGGAGACAAAUCAGAGAGUGAAAGAGGGAGAUUCAGUGACUCUUACAUGUAAAACCACCUGCAGUCUGACUGAAGAAACAACAUUCAUCUGGUACAGAAACACACAGAUAUUCACUAAAGGAAGAAUUACAUUGAAUCAACUUCACCUGCAGUCAGUCAGUCGUGAUGAUUCAGGAGUUUAUAGAUGUGAUGCUGUAAGAGGAUAUGAACGUCUACUCUCCUCUCCUGAUGUUUCUCUUAGUGUUCAGUAUGAUGAUCAGCUGGGUUGGGGAGUGAAUUAUAAUCCUUCAUAUGUUUGUGCAUUAAGAGGCUCGACAGUGAGAAUAUCUUCUACAAUUAAAUAUCCUAAAGACCAUGUGGUCAAUAAAGCCUUCUGGACUAAAACUGCUGUAACUGAUGCAGAACCACCUGACCUGUGUUUGGACCCAGAAAACAGAAGAGGAGUUCAGUGUCACAGUGAAUAUAAAGAUACUUACAGCAUCACUUUGACAGAUGUGACAGAAGCUGAUAAACACAUCUACUACUGCAGAUUUAUAACAGACUGUGGAUACAACUGUAAAAACAAUGUAUGGAGAGGGAUUCCUGGAGUUCAGCUUGAUGUCACAGACCUGCAGGUGGAGACAAAUCAGAGAGUGAAAGAGGGAGAUUCAGUGACUCUUACAUGUAAAACCACCUGCAGUCUGACUGAAGAAACAACAUUCAUCUGGUACAGAAACACACAGAUAUUCAAUAAAGGAAUAAAAACAUUGAAUCAACUUUACCUGCGGUCAGUCAGUCGUGAUGAUUCAGGAGUUUAUAGAUGUGAUGCUGCUGUAACAGGAUCUGAACGUCUUCUCUCCUCUCCUGAUGUUUAUCUUACAGUAGAUGAUGUUGAUGGUCAGCAGGGUUGGGGAGUGAAUUACAGCCCUUCAUAUGUUUGUGCAUUAAGAGGCUUAACAGUGAGAAUAACCUGUACCUUAAAAUAUCCAUCUGGCCAUGUGGUCAAUAAAGCCUUCUGGACCAAAGCUGUUGUAACUGAUGGAGAGCCACCUGACAUGUGUUUAGACCCAGAAAACAGAAGAGGAGUUCAGUGUCAAAGUGAAAAUAAAGACAGUCACAGCAUCACUUUGACAGAUGUGACAGAAGCCGAUAAACGCAUCUACUACUGCAGAUUUAUAACACACCAAACAAGUGGUAAAUAUACAGGAGUUCCUGGAGUUCAGCUUGAUGUCACAGACCUGCAGGUGGAGACAAAUCAGACAGUGAAAGAGGGAGAUUCAGUGACUCUUACAUGUAAAACCACCUGCAAUCUGACCGAAGAAACAACAUUCAUCUGGUACAGAAACACACAGAGAGUCACUAAAGGAAUAGAAACAUUGAAUCAACUUCACCUGCAGUCAGUCAGUCGUAAUGAUUCAGGAGUUUAUAGAUGUGAUGCUGUAAGAGGAUCUGAAUGUCUUCUCUCAUCUCCUGAUGUUUAUCUUAAUGUUCAGUAUCCACCCGAGAAAACCUCAGCAUCCAUCAGUGGAUCUGGUGAAAUAAUGGAGGGUGAUUCAGUGAAUCUGACCUGCAGCAGUGAAUCAAAUCCACCUGUUUACAAUUACAACUGGUUUAAAGGAGAAAAGUUAGUGGGAUCUGGACAGAUCUACAGCAUCACGAGUAUCAGAUCAGAUCACAGUGGUGAAUACAAGUGCAAGUCCAGAAAUAAACAUGGAGAGAAAUAUACAAAAGCUGUGAUGCUGGAUGUGAUGUAUUCACCAAGAAAUGUUGUGGUGUCCAUCAGUGGAUCUGAUGAAAUAAUGGAGGGUGAUUCAGUGAAUCUGACCUGCAGAAGUGAAUCAAAUCCACCUGUUCAAGAGUACAGCUGGUUUAAAGGAGAAAAGUUUAUAGGAUCUGGACAGAUCUACAGCAUCACGAGUAUCAGAUCAGAUCACAGUGGUGAAUACAAGUGCAAGUCCAGAAAUAAACAUGGAGAGAAAGAUUCAGAUGCUGUGAUGCUGAAUGUGAUGUAUGCACCAAGAAAUGUUGUAGCAUCCAUCAGUGGAUCUGGUGAAAUAAUGGAGGGUGAUUCAGUGAAUCUGACCUGCAGCAGUGAAUCAAAUCCACCUGUUCAGAUCUACAGCUGGUUUAAGGUGAAUGAAACAUCAUCUGUUGGAUCUGGACAGACGUACAGCAUCACUAACAUUAACUCCAGUAACAGUGGAUGGUUUUACUGUGAGGCUCAGAAUGAAGUUGGAUCUCAGAGAUCUGCUGCUGUAUCAGUCACAGUAACAGGAGUUCAGGGUUUUGCUGUUUAUUAUGGGAUUGUGGCAGGAUGUGGUGGGUUGUCCUUCAUCAUCAUCAUCAUCAUUCUGUUUAUUAGAAAGCGCAGGAGAGAUAGUACAGCAGAAGACAUCAAGCAGAAGCAGACGGCUGACUGGAAUGAUGAUACAUACACAGCUCUGAAUCCUGAGUCCAGAACAUCUGAUGACAUUUACAACACAAUCAGAUCUGAUCAGUGCAGGGCUGCUGAUGGCGUCUACACGACUCUUGAGCUUCAGUCCAGAUCUUCUGAAUAUGACACAAUUACAGUAAACAGACAUUAAACUCUCUCUUAAUGCCAAUAUGGGAAAAAUCUCUCUCGAUCUCUUUGUCAUCUCUCCUCAGUUGUGUCUUCGCUGUUUUGCUUUUUUUGAGGGAACUUUUUUAAAUUUAUUAAAUUUCAUGAAAAUGACACACUUAUAAAGUAAACUAUGAAAAUGCUCGUUCUAAACUGUACACAGUGUGGCCUGUAACCAGCUGUUAUGUUGUUAUAUCUUGUUAUUGAUUAAUAGUUAACAUAAACUAACAAUAAACAAUGCUUUCACUAUUGACUGUACAUUGAUUUCUAUGAGAAAUAGAAGUGCUUAUGUUAAAUUAUUACAAGAUACACGUUUUUGUGAAUCUUUUAGGCAAUUCUGGGAAAACUGGAAAAGUGAGAAAUGCAGAUUUAAAAAUACUAUUUUGCUGGUUGGCAAUUAGUAAUGUUCAUAUAAGAUCUCAUUUAACAAUAUGCUUAAAACAACGUUGGAGUGGUUUGAGAGAGAAAUCCUUGUGAUUAAUAAGAAUACGAUGGGAGAUCUUUCUGCCAAUAUACAAAAGUGAACUAAAAAGAAACUGAAGUUGAGAUCUAUUUUAAGUGAUAAAGGUAAAAUGAGAUCUUUUAAAAAAUUGAUUUUUAUCAGUAAAAGAUAUUGACAGUUCCACAUCUUUCUUUCUUACACUGUAAAAAAUGUGCUGUAAUUAUGCAGCUGGUUGCCAGUAACUUCCUGUAGAAGCUAGAGAAAAUGUUUCACGUUCAUUUAACUUUGAACACACUGUUGCCGGUAAACAUAAAUGUAAAAUCUACAGUA
Molecule: messenger RNA, 3840 nt
Organism: Misgurnus anguillicaudatus (oriental weatherfish)
Lineage: Eukaryota; Metazoa; Chordata; Actinopteri; Cypriniformes; Cobitidae
Source: RefSeq, a predicted model, not a curated record